Molecule: messenger RNA, 1032 nt
Organism: Gossypium arboreum
Lineage: Eukaryota; Viridiplantae; Streptophyta; Magnoliopsida; Malvales; Malvaceae
Product: non-specific lipid transfer protein GPI-anchored 5
Exons: 3
Coding region: 308-811 (167 amino acids)
Biological process (GO): lipid transport
Molecular function (GO): lipid binding
Source: RefSeq, a predicted model, not a curated record
AAGCAACGACCUUCCCCAAUACACAAAUUUUAGCUCAUUGUCUUUUUUUAACUUUGCAAUGAAUGUUCUUAAAAGCUAAAUUCUCUGGAAAAAUGUAAGGAGUUGGACACACGUUAUGCUUUCUUCACUUCAGCUUUAGUUGACUGUAUGUAUAUAUAGGUUGGUCACCCACGAAUCCUCCACCAUUGAACCCUUGAAAGAUAUAAAACUUGUAGUUGGUUACCUACAACAGCCAUCAUUGCAUAGUUUCCCCCUAUAAAAGCCUCACAGUUCCGCCAUCACUACGAUUACAGCAGAAAAAGGGAAGAUGGCAACAUAUCUUGUCUUGGUUGUAGUAGCUAUGCUUUGUGCAGGAGUCACAGCUCAAUCAGGUUGCGCUAGUGUGUUGAUCGGCAUGUCACCCUGUUUGAGUUACAUUACAGGGUCCUCAUCAACCCCAUCUCAACAAUGUUGCACGCAGCUAGCUAAUGUCGUGCGUUCAUCACCGAGAUGCUUGUGCCAGGUCCUUAAUGGUGGUGGUUCAUCAUUUGGGAUCAACAUCAACCAGACUCAAGCUUUGGCCUUACCUGAUUCAUGCAAUGUUCAGACUCCACCUAUCAGCAGUUGUAAUGCUGCUUCUCCAGCUCCAGCAGACUCUCCGGUAGGAUCACCUGAAUCUGGAAGCAAAAUUCCAACAGGAGAUGGAUCUAGAAGUGUACCAACUGCACGGGAGAAUGGCUCAUCUGAUGGAAGCACCACCAAAUUGUCACUCUCUUUGUUCACCUUCCUUCUGUUGGCAACAUCAUAUAGUUCAAUCUUCACAUCACACUGAAUCUUCUCUAGUAUACCCUACCUCUCAUGACACUUCAUGUUAGCAAAAACACUAUAUUGUAUUUUUUUUAUUUGUUAGUGUCCAUUCCCCUUUGGUUGAGGUUACAUGUAAUUUUUUUUAUCCCCUCCACUACUCCAGGGUCCUAUGAUUUUGUAUAGCUGAAGAGAAAUCUGGCUUCUCCUCCCUUCUCAAUAAAAGAUUGCUUGUGAUUACUUCUUCCA